AUGUGGAGCAGAGUGGAUGAUUUUAAGAGUAUCCAGAACAGUUUUAGGCAUGCCUGCGAACAAGGUGAUAACAUGGCCGGAUACGGGUGGGAGGAGUAUGAUGUCCGAACUGGAGGAAAUCAGGUUAUCCGCGAUCAGGGGAACAUGAUCGAUAUCCAGACUCAGUUCGUCAAAGUUGAAGGCGGAGAGCACGGUGGUCAUUGGGGUGUUCGUAUCAGUGGAACACCAAGAGAAGACGCGCCCGCUGACCUCAAAACUGCCCUUUGGUUCUAUGUUGGCCUUGAGGGAUUUGGAAGCGUCUCUCUAGUUAAUGAGCCCGAUGGAAGUGGGCUUGAGGGUGCAGUGCAGCUAGAAGGCUCUAUCCCGCGCCUUGGAAAUUUCAGAAUUGAUGUCACUUCUGGUCCGGAAACAAAUAAAGCUCCUAGAGUGAUUCACCCAGCUUAUUGGGCUGAGAAACCACUCGAUAGGACUUUAUACCACUCUGUUCAAGUCCCCGAGGAUCAGGUCUGGAAUGCGAAAGAAUUCUUAUUUGUGGCCCUUCGAGACAAUAUCGUGGAUUUGCAAGAAAGAUACGGCAAAGAAAAUCAUCCACCUCCAUGUCAGACCUUCACUGUCAAGAACAAAUUUGGGCCGGGAAAUUUGCAUUACAUUCAGAAGGUCUUCGAAGGCGCUUUUGAGUUCGACGUUCUUUAUACAUCAGCAUCUGCAUUGGAACCCAUGAGCUCCGAAAUACUCACUGAGACAAUCAAGUCUGUGAGCUCAUCAUUUCCUGAACGUUUCGAAAAGAUCUUCCCGCGCGAGGCACCUUUUGAUAAAUCAAAGUAUACCAAAUUUGCACAUUCUUUAUUUUCUAAUCUUUUGGGCGGUAUUGGGUACUUUCACGGCACCUCUGUCGUAGACCGCACAUACGCAAACGAAUAUGUGGAAGAAAAUGAGGGAUUCUGGGAAGAGGCUGCAGAAGCACAGAGACGCCCUGGUGCAGCGAAAUUAGAAGGCCCAACAGAGCUCUUCUCAAGCAUUCCCUCUCGCCCAUUUUUCCCAAGAGGAUUCCUAUGGGACGAAGGGUUUCACUUGAUUCCGAUCAGCGAUUGGGAUAUGGAUUUAACCCUAGAAAUUGUGAAGAGCUGGCUUUCCCUGGUAGAUGAGGAUGGUUGGAUUGGGCGAGAACAAAUCCUAGGAGAUGAAGCUAGAACCAAGGUGCCGGUGGAGUUUCAAACUCAAUACCCGCAUUAUGCAAACCCACCAACACUCUUCUUCAUACUAACAAAAUUUAUUGAUAAAUUGGAAGGAUUUCAGAGCCCGGAUGAAAUGCUUAGCCAAGAAUCCUUUGGGAAUAUGUUCUCAUCGGCUGACCUUCCCACGGCACAUUUGAAAAACUCGGAGGCCGCAUUGCAGUAUCUUCGGUCGAUUUAUCCACAACUACGUCGCCACUACUUUUGGUACCGUAAAACCCAAUCGGGUGACAUAAGAACAUGGGAUAGAGAGGCAUACUCUAUGAAAGAGGGUUACCGGUGGAGAGGCCGUACUCCGGAACAUUGCUUGACAUCGGGACUGGAUGAUUAUCCCCGUGCUCGUCCCCCCCACACAGGAGAACUCCAUGUUGAUCUACUAUCAUGGGUCGGCAUGAUGACGCGCUGUAUCAAGCGCAUAGCGGUGAAAAUUGGCGAGGCGGAAGAUGCCGCGGAAUUCGACGAAUUCGACUACGCUAUUACAAGAAACGUGGAUGAUCUACACUGGUCAGACAAGCACGGCACAUAUUGCGACGCCACCAUUGACGACUACGACGAGAGUGUGCAUGUGUGCCACAAGGGAUACAUUUCGAUCUUCCCGUUUUUAGUCGGUCUUAUGGACAAGGACUCGGAGAAAUUGGGAAAAGUCUUAGACUUGAUUGAGGACCCUGAGCAUAUAUGGAGUGAGCACGGGUUGAGAAGUUUGAGCAAAAGUGAUGAAUAUUUUGGAGCAGGAGAAAAUUACUGGAAAGGGCCUGUGUGGAUAAAUAUCAACUACCUUGCUAUUCAGAGAUUACAGGAGUACGGCUCUGUUUCCGGCCCGCAUCAAGCACAGGCAGCGAGAAUUUAUACCCGCCUAAGGAAGAAUGUGGUAGAAAACGUUUAUCGCGAAUGGGAAACCACGGGAUAUGCGUGGGAGCAGUACGACUCGGAAACUGGAAAGGGCCAGAGAACUGCACAUUUCUUGGGUUGGACAUCGCUUGUGGUCAAAAUCAUGAACAUGCCUGAGCACGUUGCAAUUACGCCCACUCCAGGUGUUACUCCAGACGUCACUCCAGAUGUCACUGCAGAUGCAGACGCAGAUCCUGAGAGCGCUUCCCCCGAGAAAACUUCCUCCGAGGGGUCUUCUGAUGCCACUUCUGGUGCUGAUCCUGAGGGAACCCCAGGUGUCAUUGCCCAUGCUGAUCUUGAGGAUACCUCUAAUGCCGAUCCUGAGGUUACUCUAGAUGAUAAUAGAGAUUCUAGUCAUGAUUCCAACAUCAGGGAUGAAUUGUAA
This is a messenger RNA of Morchella importuna, 2505 nucleotides long. RefSeq lists its product as uncharacterized. Gene Ontology annotation, cellular component: endoplasmic reticulum membrane. The transcript has 9 exons. NCBI's taxonomy places the organism in Eukaryota, Fungi, Ascomycota, Pezizomycetes, Pezizales, Morchellaceae. The record is from RefSeq and is a predicted model, not a curated record. Gene Ontology annotation, molecular function: Glc3Man9GlcNAc2 oligosaccharide glucosidase activity. The coding region runs from base 1 to 2505 and encodes 834 amino acids. Gene Ontology annotation, biological process: protein N-linked glycosylation; oligosaccharide metabolic process.